This is a messenger RNA of Pseudogymnoascus destructans, 294 nucleotides long. RefSeq lists its product as uncharacterized. The coding region runs from base 1 to 294 and encodes 97 amino acids. NCBI's taxonomy places the organism in Eukaryota, Fungi, Ascomycota, Leotiomycetes, Thelebolales, Thelebolaceae. The record is from RefSeq and is a predicted model, not a curated record. The transcript is spliced from 3 exons.
AUGGCAACCACCAGCGUACAAAAGGUUGCUUGGGGGACCACAGCUGGUGAGAGUAUCACUUACACGCAGUUGCACUGUGGAUACCAACCACUAUAUCAAUCCACACUCUCAGUCUCCCAACCACACACACACACAACCGCAACCAUGCAACAAAACGUCACCAUCGCCGUGAUCAUCAUCAUCCUCUUCAUCAUCAUCACCGCCCUCGCCUACGGCAUCCACCGCCUCAUCCACGCAGCCGGCGGCAACGGCUCCAGCUCAAGCGGCAGCGACUCCCUCGUCGAUGACGACUGA